GCCUCUAAACCUUGGACGGAUGGAUGGAUGGAUGGCUGGUAUGCGACCGACCUGACUUUUAACAACGUGGGGGCCCACCAUAAUAAGUCUUUAUAGCCUUCCAGAUCCAUCUCCCUCUCUCUAUUCUUUUUCUCCUGUGCACUGACUUUAUCGCUUUUCCUCUAUCAGCUCAGACCCUCGUCCGGAUUACUUUGGGGUUUGCUUCGAUUUCCUUGAUCAUACCCGACCCGAACCCCAAUUUUCUGGAUCAGGUCUGAGCACAUUUUUAUCCGUUAGCAGAUCUUUUGUGUCACUUGCAUCUUUUAUCUGUUAGCAAAGUUUCAUGUCUGAAUUCGAUCUCCAGACUCCAGCUGCUUUUGACCCUUUUGCUGAGGCCAAUGCUGAUAACUCGGGUGCUGGGUCAAAGGAUUAUGUGCAUAUCCGUAUCCAACAACGUAAUGGUAGGAAAAGCCUGACUACUGUGCAAGGGUUGAACAAAGAGUUCAGUUACAAUAAAAUCCUGAAGGACCUCAAGAAAGAGUUUUGCUGCAAUGGUACUGUUGUCCAAGACCCAGAACUAGGCCAGGUCAUUCAACUCCAAGGGGAUCAGCGUAAGAAUGUUUCAAGUUUCCUUGUUCAGGCUGGGAUCGUAAAGAAGGAACACAUAAAGAUUCAUGGUUUUUAACUGCCAACAGCAAGUGAGACAGUGUGCAUUCAUCGGGUGUCAGUGCCAGCGUAUAGUAGUAUCUGAUAUGCUAUUGUAAACUUUGAAAAAUUUUAUGGUGUGGUUAGAUAUGUAUGCAGUGUGUGCUGUUGUGAUGGGAUGCUUCUUAUUUCCGAGGUUUAUGCUAAAUAAUUGUGACUUGUGCCUGGCAAACAUCAUUCAGUCUUGUCUUGUCUUGUCUUGGUU
Molecule: messenger RNA, 889 nt
Organism: Coffea arabica (coffee)
Lineage: Eukaryota; Viridiplantae; Streptophyta; Magnoliopsida; Gentianales; Rubiaceae
Source: RefSeq, a predicted model, not a curated record